AUAAGUUGGAAUAGCUAUCAACUUCAAUGUUGAUUGCGACUGAUUUGAUCAUCAAGGUCGUCGAGUAUUUUCCAUCAUCUUAUUGCAAUGAUUGGUCAUAAAAGCAUUCGACUCCUGUCCGGGAGAAAAUUUUGUCCAAAAUGGCAAACAUUGUCCAUGUCAACAAUGCCUGGAAAUCAAGAGGAACGUCAAGCUUAUAUCGUAUCAGCGACACGAACACCAAUCGGUUCAUUUCGUAGCCAAUUGGCUCAAUUUACGGCUCCACAACUUGGCACGAUCGCCGUCAAAUCGGCCGUCGAGAAAUCUUCUCUCAACAAAGAAAUGUUCGAAGAGGUACAAAUCGGCAAUGUAAUGCAAGCUAUGGUUGGUCAGGAUCCAGCUCGACAAUGUAGUCUUGGUGCUGGUUUGCCGAUUACAACACCGACGACCACUGUGAACAAAGUAUGCGCUUCGGGAAUGAAAACAUAUAUGAUUCUGGCACAGGCAAUCCAAUGUGGACAUUUGGAUGUUGCUGUGGCUGGUGGCAUUGAAAGCAUGUCGAAUGUGCCUUUUUAUUUACCACGUGGUGAAGUACCGUACGGCGGGGCCAAAUUAAUCGAUGGUAUCGUCUAUGAUGGUCUCACCGAUGUAUACAAUAAAUUCCACAUGGGUGUGUGUGCAGAACGCACGGCCAAAAAAUUUCAAAUUACACGCCAAGAACAAGAUGAUUUUGCUAUAAAUAGCUAUCGAAAAGCUGCAGAUUCAGCCAAACUUGUCUCAUCGAUGGAAAUCACACCGGUCGAAAUACCGGCUACAAAAAAGCAGCAAGCAUCGCAAGUGACUGAUGAUGAAGAAUAUAAUCGGGUAGAUUUUAACAAGUUUGCUCGAUUGGCUACUGUAUUUCAGAAAGAAGAUGGUACCGUUACGGCUGGAAAUGCCAGUACAUUGAACGAUGGUGCAUCCGCUGCCGUUAUAGCAUCAGGAAAAGCUGUCAAACAACAUGGCUUAACUCCAUUGGCAAGAAUCGUUGCCUUUGCUGAUGCAUCCGUUGAUCCAGUUGACUUUCCGGUGGCUCCAGCUUAUGCAGUUCCAAAAAUUUUGCAACGUACUGGCCUAAAAAUUGAGGAUAUUGCCAUGUGGGAAAUUAAUGAAGCAUUCAGUGUGGUUGUAUUGGCCAAUAUGCGGAUGCUCAAAAUAGAUCCAGCCCUAGUGAAUAUCCAUGGUGGUGCCGUCAGCAUCGGACAUCCACUUGGAAUGUCCGGUUCAAGGAUCGUAAACAAAUUGGCUUUACAUUUACGCUCAGGCCAAUAUGGUAUGGCCGCUAUCUGUAACGGAGGUGGAGGAGCUUCAGCCAUUCUAGUGCAAAAAAUGUGAAAGAUUUAAAAUGCAUUUUUAUUUUAUGCUUUAAUUAAAUGCCAACAUUUCACAUUCCAA
Molecule: messenger RNA, 1413 nt
Organism: Dermatophagoides farinae (American house dust mite)
Lineage: Eukaryota; Metazoa; Arthropoda; Arachnida; Sarcoptiformes; Pyroglyphidae
Product: acetyl-CoA acetyltransferase B, mitochondrial
Biological process (GO): fatty acid beta-oxidation
Cellular component (GO): mitochondrion
Molecular function (GO): acetyl-CoA C-acetyltransferase activity
Source: RefSeq, a predicted model, not a curated record